UCAUCAUUAUGUCCGAGUUCGAAGUGAGUGUUCACACCUCACCUGGUCCCACCUGUGGAACCUUCAGCCGCCUGUGGCUCAGCCUGAUUGGCUCUCAGGGGGAGACUCCGCCCCUCAGCGUGAACGAAGGCGAGCGCCGUCUGCUGCCGGGAUCGGUGUGUCCGGUUCGGGUUCGGGUCAACGGUCCUCUGGGUCGUCUGGUUCUGGUCCGGCUCCGGCUGGAGGCUCGGCCCGGGUUCCCCGCCUUGGACUGGCACUGCAGCCGGGUGGAGGUCCGCGGGCUGGCUGAUGGACAGGAGGGGGCGGAGUCACAAACCCAGGUGUUCCUGUGCGACAGGUGGCUGCAAACAGCAGACGAAGACGUGGACCUGAGGACUGGGAAGUUGUGUUUGCUGCAGGACGAGACAGAAGAGAAGCUGCAGCAGCACCGACUCCGACAGCUGCAGCGUCAGCAGCAACUCAUCAGGUGGCGAAACGCUAUCGAUGGCGCUCUUCAGUGUGUCGACCUGAACAGUGUGUCCGAACUCGAGCCGAACCUGCGCUACACUCGCAAAAGCCCGACUGCUGACACGACCUACCUGAAGGGCUUCAGCUCCCGAGCCGAAGCCUGGACGAGCUUCUCAGAGCUGGAGACAGUUUUCAGCCAUAGUGGACACCAGAACAGCAUCGCCAGGUUCGUUCAGGCUCACUGGAAGGACGACUGGUAUUUCGGCCACCAGUGUUUGAAUGGCUGCAACCCUCUGAUGCUGCGUCAGAUCCACCUCGUCCCUCCAAACCUGUCCGUCACCACCGACUUGCUCCGCCCCUUCCUGCCUGAAGGCUCCUCCCUCCAGCUCGAGCUACAGAGCGGCAGGAUUUACCUGUUGGACUACGAGGUUCUGGACGGCAUCCCGGCCAACGUGGUCAACGGGAAGCAGACGUACCUGUCGGCGCCGCUGUGCCUCCUUCACCUGAACCAGCAGGAUCAGCUGGUGCCCAUCGCCAUCCAGCUGCAGCAGAACCCGGGCCCUCAGAACCCCGUCUUCCUGCCCUCUGACGCUGCCUCUGAUUGGCUGCUGGCCAAGAUCUGGGUGCGCGGCGCCGACUCCCAGUGUCACCAGCUGGUGUCGCACUACCUGAAGAGCCACCUGAUGGGGGAGCUGUGCUGCGUGGCCACGCUCAGGCAGCUGCCCCAGGUGCACCCGCUGCACCAGCUGUUGAUGCCACAUGUUAAGACGUUGCUGCAGAUAAACCUGCAGGCUCGAGGGUCUCUGCUGGCAGCUGGCGGUGUGUUUGAUCAGGCCAUGGGCUCCGGUCUGAAGACGAUACCCGUCCUGCUGUCACGGGCCUCGGCCAGGAUCACCUAUCGGUCGCUGUGCGUCCCCGACGACCUGAAGGACCGCGGCUUGGACAACCUGCCGCAGAGCUACUAUGCUCAGGACGCACUGAGGAUCUGGGAAGUGCUGCACAGCUUUGUGGUCAGCUGGCUUCAGUUGUAUUACAGCAAAGACGACGACGUUCAGCUCGACUCUGAGCUUCAAGGCUGGAUCACCGACAUCAACACACACGGCUUCACGCACAACUCAGGUUUCCCUCAGUCCUUCAACACCAGAGCUGAAGUGUCCAAGUUUGUCACGAUGAUCAUCUUCUCGUGUUCAGCUCUGCACGCUGCUAUUAACUUCUCACAGCUGGACUUCGCCCUCUGGAUGCCCAACUGUCCGAUGGCCAUGUUGCGUCCUCCUCCGCAGGUCAAAGGCAGCGUGACGGAGGACGACAUCUUGACCUUCCUGCCCGACGUCAGCUCCACCUGUCGCAUCCUGAUGUCGCUGACGAUGCUGUCGCAACCCGCCGUCGACUUUGUUCCUCUGUGUUGCUACAAGGAGGCCAUCUUUGCGGAUGGCGCCCACCGCAGGCUGGUGGAGGAAGUGCAGGCUCAACUCGCCGCCAUUUCUGAGGACAUCGCCGAGCGCAACAGCCAGCUGGAGAUGCCGUAUCCGUACCUGUGUCCGACACACAUCGAGAACAGCGUGGCCAUCUAACAUCAAUUCAUUCAUUCGGUUGUUUAUUUUUUAACUAAAUUGCGGUUGAGUAAAACAUAUCUAUUGAUAGAUUGUUUUAACUCAGGAAGACAAAGUGCCAGCAGUGGAAGAAGUAAGUCAUGUUAUUGGUUUAAAAAAAUAAACAUGUUUAUCAGCUUUUAAAGGUGAAGCCAGUUUUGAAUUAUUUUCUUCACAUGAUCAAAAGUCUUUAAUACCCAACAAUACACCAUGGUUUCUAUUCUGAUUAUAUUUGGUGUUAUUAAUCUACAUCUAGUUGCAUUUAGUAAAGUAAAGAAUCUGGAUGUCAACUGGAUUAAAAUAAAAUUAAAGUACAGGCACCUCAAAAUUGUACAAGUGCAGUUGCACACAUGCCUGUAAAUGUGAAUAAAAAAUGUCAAGUAGUAAAAUUAAGCACAAACCAACAAGUCGGUACGCUUGUUUACACUGAAUCUUUGAUUCUCUGGUUUUUCAUGUACAAUUUUAAAGGAUUUCUAACAUUAAUGAUUAAAUUUGUUUGGUAAAAAUGAGAUAAUAAUACUGUAGCCCUAAUAUUUAGUCACAUCAGUUGGUAUUUGAUAUAAUAUUAUCAGGUCUUAACAGUAAUAUUUAAACUUGCGGAAACCACUUUGACUCUGUUGUUUCAAAUGUGCUGUUUAAAUGACGGUGCUUAACAGGGCAGCUUGUACUGAAGAUAAUGAAAAAUAAAUGUUGUGACUAAAAAUGAAUAUAAAAGCACCUCCAGCUUUGCUCCUCUCAGGUUUACUUGCAGUGAACUGAGCAGAUGUGACACGAAUCAAACAAAGCAGAGCAUGUGAAAUCGUUUUAAUAAUAAAUCAUUCUUGCAUGCA
This is a messenger RNA of Stegastes partitus (bicolor damselfish), 2866 nucleotides long. RefSeq names its product hydroperoxide isomerase ALOXE3. Bases 9 to 2018 code for a protein of 669 amino acids. The record is from RefSeq and is a predicted model, not a curated record. Gene Ontology annotation, molecular function: iron ion binding; oxidoreductase activity, acting on single donors with incorporation of molecular oxygen, incorporation of two atoms of oxygen; protein binding. NCBI's taxonomy places the organism in Eukaryota, Metazoa, Chordata, Actinopteri, Pomacentridae. Gene Ontology annotation, biological process: lipid oxidation. The transcript has 14 exons.